AGAACAUUGCUCCUUACGGCCACCCCAUGUGUGUCCCUGUCGGGCCAGAUCAACGGUGCCAUCUGCAUCGGUCAAGACGUUACGAGGCUCAAGGACCUGGACGAGCGGAAAGCUUCGAUGAUGGCCAUGGUUUCCCAUGAGCUCAAAAGCCCUUUGCAUGGAAUCAUUGGCCUCUGCAGUUCCCUUCUGGAUGGCAAUGCAGCCGUGGAGGAAGGCCAGGUUCCGAGGUCAUUGGAGAUGGUGUACAACUGCGCAAAUCGCUUGCUGGACAUGGUGGCCAACAUCAUGGACACGUCCGUGCUGGUGAACAACAAGAAGAUGCGAAUGUCCAAGGAUCCGGUACAGGUCAAGGACAUCAUCGAAGAAGUCAUCACUCUUUGCCGGAAAGCUAGCAACGGCAAAGACAGAGGACCAUUGCUCAGACCAGGUGUUCAACUUAUCAACAACAUUCACGACACGCUGCCAAUUAUCGAAGCUGAUGCUUACCGCUGCACGCAACUGUUGUACAACUUGAUCACGAACGCGAUCAAGUUCACUCAUGAGGGCUCGGUGGUGGUAUCAGCUGGCUACGAUGAUGCAGAGCAGCGAGUCUUCGUCGAAAUCGAAGACACAGGCCCGGGGCAUUGCAAUCAACUGAGGGUGUCGGCCCCUGGCAGAUCGGAUAUAAACUUGCAUCUAAGUAGGGUUCGUGUUCAGAAGGCCUGA
Molecule: messenger RNA, 705 nt
Organism: Symbiodinium necroappetens
Lineage: Eukaryota; Dinophyceae; Suessiales; Symbiodiniaceae
Source: the annotation of a GenBank genome assembly